UUUAAUGUAAACAGCUUCUUCUAGUGACUGUGUGGGAGUGUUGUGCACUACUCUUAAUCUUAACUGGGAUUCGUUUAAUUUUCACUCCAUUGCUGUUCAUUGCGCCUCUGUGACUAUCCCUGCGUCCCGAGCCUUUAUAUUUUGGCGUGCUCUUCUCUUUUCACGUGUGUAGCUGGGGUUGGGAUGUCUGCAGCUGAAUGGUACGCACAUAAAUCCCUCGGAGAUGGGGUGUUCUGGAUCCAGGAGAGGUUUUAUGAGUCUGGGAACCGAGCCAACAUCUGGCUCGUCCGCGGGUCGCACCAGGACGUGGUGAUCGACACUGGGUUGGGUCUGAGGAGUCUACCGGAGUACCUGCAAGCAAAGGGGCUGCUUGGGGACGCGUCAGAGUCCGGCCGCAAGAACCCGCUGUUGGCCAUCGGCACCCAUGUCCAUUUUGACCACUCGGGCGGCUUGCAUCAGUUUCGGCAAGUGGCGGUGCACGAGGCGGAGGCAGAUGCUUUGGCAAACGGGGAUAACUUCGAGACGGUGACUUGGCUGUAUGACAGCGAGAUUGUGAGGGCUCCGACCCCCGGGUGGAGGGCCAGCCAGUACCGAGUACAAGCGGUAAAACCAACGCAUAUACUGCAGGAAGGUGAUGUAAUAAACCUUGGAGAUAAACAGUUGACUGUAAUGCACAUGCCUGGCCACUCCAGAGGAAGCAUCUGCCUUCAUGACAAAGAGCACAAGAUGCUUUUCAGUGGGGAUGUUGCCUACGAUGGGUCAAUGAUCGACUGGCUCCCAUACAGCAGGAUCAGUGACUAUGUCAACACCUGCGAACGCCUGCUUGAACUUGUUGAUGGAGGUCAUGUGGAAAGGGUGCUGCCGGGCCAUUUUAACACAUUUGGGGCGGAAAGGCUGUUCAGAAUAGCCUCCAAUUACAUUUCGAAUGCUGGCGCUUGCCAUAGUUUUUCCUCAUGUGCGUUGAAGUCUGUUGCAAAUCUAGCUCUCCGUGCGUCAAAUUCCAGAAGAAGCGCAACUUGAUGCCAAGGUUUAGCAAAAAGGGAUACUGGUUAUGUUAUGUUGUGUUAUGUCCAACUUGUCAACUUUUGAAACUUCAGUAGGCUAAAUAUUGCUCAGUAUUGUAAAGUCAUAAGUUACCUGCACCAAAUUACAAAGCGUGCAUAAAAAGAUUACAUACAAAUCUUGUGGGUGUUUUUUUUUUUUUUUAAUUAUACAAUAAAAAAAACAAAAAGGUUUGAGUCAUGCAUGGUGCCAGCAGGCAUCAUGAGAGCUUCCCCUCAGUGCUCUGUGAGCACACUUCAAUUCUCACCUGGACACCCUUUGACGUUAACCAGACACUGACAAAUUGUGUGGUGGCUUUGUGAACCCAGGCCACCAGGGAUGAAAAUCACGAAAGGCUAGUGAACCAGCAUGGUUUUCAAAUGAGGCAAAUAGGAGCUGGUUGCAGAAAGACCUUGCAAUCUUGAUUCAGUAUACGAGGUCACUGCAGGUGCAUUUUCAAAAGAUACUCAGAAACUGUUGAAGUUUUAAUUAAUCUUACACACCUUAAUCAGUUUGCAAUCCUAUUUGCUUGGCACCAUCUCAAAGUUUCACAAAGUAAUAUUUGAGAGGAAAUCAUCAGUUGGAACCAAUUCACAGUUUAGGGACAGUAUUUAAUUCCCUUACUAACAUUGAUGCCGUUUCUCAAGUUUGGAAUACAGUGCUUGAAUUUUACUUAAAAAUCUGUUAAAGACAAUUAAAGAGGCAGGGCUGGGGCUGACCUAACUUUUCCCAGAAGUAACCUAUAAAACAGACACAAUGGGGGAUAUACUGUAUUUUCAACUUGGAGACUUUGAAUGAUAUUCUUUUUUGUUAUAGUUUUGUAUAGGUGGUUUAUUUUGAAAAUACAAUAAUAGGCUAUGUUUGAGCUGAAAUAUCUCUC
Molecule: messenger RNA, 1921 nt
Organism: Polyodon spathula (Mississippi paddlefish)
Lineage: Eukaryota; Metazoa; Chordata; Actinopteri; Acipenseriformes; Polyodontidae
Product: metallo-beta-lactamase domain-containing protein 2-like
Exons: 2
Coding region: 184-1020 (278 amino acids)
Source: RefSeq, a predicted model, not a curated record